CUCGCUUGUAUACACUAUACAGCUCUAGAGAGAGAGACAGAGAGAGAGAGGAGAGAUGGAAAAACAGGGAAGGGUGGUGGUUGAUAAAGUGGGAGGAAGGUCAAGAGUGACAAGAUGCUUCUCAAAGUAUCCUCUCAAGUUUAUAAUUCCCAGAAAGGUGGGUUCCUCUGAAACUGAUGCUGUUUGGGUUUACAACCUCACCUAUGGUGGUGGCAUUGUCUCUGGAGAUUCUAUUUCAUGUGAAUUUACCAUUGGAGAUGGUUGCACCACUGUCUUAACAACCCAAGCUUCCACUAAGGUCUACAAGUCUGUGGGAUCAAAGUGCUGUGAGCAAGUCUUGGAGGCAAGAAUUGGGAGCGAUGCCCUCUUGGCUGUCAUUCCAGAUCCGGUGACAUGUUUCUCCACAGCAAGGUACUCUCAGAAACAAGUCUUUAGGGUAGCCUCUAACUCAAGUUUGGUCAUUGUUGAUUGGAUUACCAGUGGGCGUCAUGAAAGUGGAGAAAAAUGGGAUUUUGAUCUUUAUAAGAGUGCCAACCACAUAUUUAUAGAAGAUGAUGAGCCUUUGUUUCUUGACAUGGUGCACCUGGAGCGUGGAAGUAUUUCUUCAAUUGCAGAACGCAUGCAAGACUACCAAGUCAUUGCAAUGGUUGUACUCUUGGGGCCAAGGAUCAAGCACAUUCAAAACCUAGUUCAAGAAAACGUGAAGAGGAUGAUGGCUGAGCAAUUACACAUUCCUUCCACUGCCUCUGGUCGCCAAUUAAAACCAAAUUCUGAUAAUCGCUUCACCAAACCAAGCUUUAUUGCUUCUUCAAGUGUUUUUGGUUCUAAGGGAAUAGGGGUGGUUGUUCGUAUAGCUGCCACAACAACUGAAUCAGUUUACGAGUUCCUGCAGCAUCAAUUGGCGGGCUUGGAGCCGCUACUUGGGGUAUCACCAUAUCAUUGAACCUGCAUGGAGAAUGUUUAUUCUAAUGAUAGAAACUGAUACUAUGGCCUAAGCUGUGGAUUUAUUGUUCCCACACUACAGCCCUAUGUGACUUCUCAUUUUCUCUUGCAAUUUGUGGAACUUUUCUGCCUGGAGCCUGAAACCCCUUCUUGCUUUUUUUAUUCUUUUUCCUUCUGUGGUUGCAAUGGAGCAUUGUGGUUUGUGUU
Molecule: messenger RNA, 1149 nt
Organism: Prunus avium (sweet cherry)
Lineage: Eukaryota; Viridiplantae; Streptophyta; Magnoliopsida; Rosales; Rosaceae
Gene: URED
Product: urease accessory protein D
Molecular function (GO): nickel cation binding
Source: RefSeq, a predicted model, not a curated record